This is a messenger RNA of Melampsora larici-populina 98AG31, 1293 nucleotides long. RefSeq lists its product as uncharacterized. The transcript has 3 exons. The record is from RefSeq and is a predicted model, not a curated record. NCBI's taxonomy places the organism in Eukaryota, Fungi, Basidiomycota, Pucciniomycetes, Pucciniales, Melampsoraceae. The coding region runs from base 1 to 1293 and encodes 430 amino acids.
AUGGACGGCCAAGAUCAAGGAUCAACACAAGCAUUCAACAAAGAUGUGAAUAAUAUUUUAGUUCAACAUGAAAAGGAAAAAGGAAAAUUUGAAGAAGGAAGUCAACGUGGCAGAGGAACAAGCAAAGCAACUAGAGGAAGAGGCAGAGGAAGCAGAAGAGGAAGAGGGGGAACGGCAACAACCAGGAAAACAAGAAGUGUAACAAAAGGAAAAAUCAGAGAACCAAGAGAAGAAGUAGAACAGGAAGGAAACGAAGAAGGAAGCGAAUUGUCAGAAAUUGCAAGUGUUGGAAGGAUGGAAGAGAAGGAAGAGGAAGGAGAUGUGGAAGAUAAGGACAUGGAAGAGAAUGAGGGAGAUGAAGAUAUCAUUUCAUUAGAAGAUGAAGCAGAUUUUGUCGCUGAGAACGCACAUAUUGAUAGGGAACAUGAAAGGUACCUUGCGGAGUUAACAAGACUUUACCGGAAGGGGAACACCGGCAGAUAUGACAUUCUUGAUAAAGCUUACACCAAAUGGUGCAAAAGAAUAGGAACUGAUCCAAGAGGUAUCAAGAUGUUAGAUGCGUCAAGUGAGGAAGAUGAAGAUGUAGAGCCAGGUGCUGGGAAAAGGAAGGCAAAAGAGUGCGGUACUGAGAAGUUGUCGAAAGUGGCUAAGAAGAUGAAUCACGGGAAAGUGUUAACACACCGGUUGAUAGAUCUAGCCCCUUACUGGGAUAAUAGGAUGAAAGCUUGCUUUGGUUACGUACCACUCACAAUCUUUGUACCGGCAUGGCUUCUAGCGGACAAGAAUCAUAUGUCAAAUUGGCGAAAACAAAGUUCUUCUUGCUCAGACGUGGUGGCGUACGUAGGACUAAGAGUGCCGAGUGAAUGGAGACAGAGUUUCUUGAUGUGGUCAACGCCGUUCCAUUUGUAUGUCCAAUAUUGGCGGCUGAAAUAUCAACAGGAAGAAAUCGCUAGCAGACUGGAAGAGCAUUAUAAAAUAGUGUUAGAUAUCAAGGCAAAAAAUCAUGACGCAUUUGCUCCUGCACUGAGUCAUUAUAGCAAUCACCAGCAAGAGUCAGCAGAAGGAGCAGGAAGUGUAAAUUAUCAUCAUGGCGGUAGAGGAAGAGGAAAACGCGGCAGAGGUUUUAGCAGGGGAAAUGGUAGUAGAGGAGGAGGUACACAAGGUGGGGCACCCUCAGGUCCUACAACCGUAGUGAACGGGGUAAUGGUACCAAAGUUUGGCCCAGGGGCCUUUGAAGCAGUGAAAGCGGCGAAGCAAGCCGGAGUAAGUGGGAAUAGCGCAGGAACACAGUAA